Sclerotinia trifoliorum is the source of this 2523-nucleotide messenger RNA. The record is from the annotation of a GenBank genome assembly. Lineage: Eukaryota; Fungi; Ascomycota; Leotiomycetes; Helotiales; Sclerotiniaceae.
GUGAUUUGGCGAUCUUCCUUACUUGUAUUUCUAUACAUGUCACCAUACAUCUUGAUUUCCCUACCGAGGUCGUCGCUCACCCAUUUGCGUCCUGAUGCGAAUCCUGAUGCGAGUACGCUAUACGGAGUAACCGUGCUCCUGUCAAUGCCACUUUCUAUCACGUCGGAUAUUUCGGAUGUUUCUGGGUAGCCCCUGUCUUCUGUCUUUUGUAGGUUGUAAUUGGUUGAAAAGAGUUAGUAAACCGUGAAUAUGUACUUCGUGUUAUCAUUCCCAGACACAAGUGCUAGGCAAAGGCUGCGUUUUCUUGCCUCUGGCCAAUGAUGACGGAUUUUUUUGAAGGAAUUCAUGUAUUCGCAACUCGUACAGUAUGUAGUGUUGGAUGGAUGUUUGGUGGAGCUUUUCUCGCGAGAAAUUUGGUCAUAGGAAAAUAGAAGUACCUCUUCCUCUCACCACUUUGCGAUGCGACCAAAAGUACCCAUGCAUACUAAUGUUGAAUCAUCUAUUUAAGAUCAAGUUCCCUCUGGAAAUCCUCAUGUUUAUCGACAAUCAGAUUCCGAGUGAGAUUCUAACGAAAAUCUAAUGGCGCCUUCCAUAUCAAUACAAGGUCAAACUAUAGCUGGAAUAAUUUCGCAGUUGUCAUUAUGCGCUGGAGCACUAGUAGGCUUGAAUAGAUCUUUGAUCUGUAUUGACCGCUAACACCGGUUAGGUCAUAUUUUAUAUCAUAUACAAAGUGAUAUAUAAUCUUUAUUUCCAUCCACUCGCACAUUUUCCCGGCCCAAGGUUAGCAGCAAUAACAGAUGGCUGGCUAUGUUGGCAUAAGUAAGCUUUACAGCCUCUAUUAUGCUACAUCUAAGACUAACGAAAGUAAAGUACUUCCGGAGAUUAUCACAAUACUAUGAUCAGCUUACACAAGAAAUAUGGUAAAGUUGUGAGAUUUGCACCAAACGAUUUGUUCGUUCACUGGAUCAACCUUGCGAUUGACACAUCACUAAUUCAAGCAUAGAGACUUCGCAUCUCCUCAGGCAUAUCAAGACAUUCACGGCCACGUCAAGCAAGGGAAGAAUGCAUUUCUGAAAGGUCAAGCCUACAAUACAGGUUCAGAAACCAAUGCGGGUAUUGUUUCGGCAAGAGAUCCAGCUGUCCAUCGAGAGAUUAGAAAGUCCCUUUCUCAUGCUUUUAGUGCAAAAGCUCUUCGACUCCAAGAGGAAGUGGUGAUGCAAUAUAUGGACUUGCUGAUUUCUCAAAUUUAUCGACGUAAAGAUGACGAGAAGGGAUUGAAUUUAUCAGAAGUAUGUGUAUCACUAUGUUUUUGCUUCUAAUUAUAAUUAAUGAAGUAUAGUGGUACAACUGGUUAACUUUUGACAUCAUUGGGGAUCUCGCAUUUGGAGAAUCAUUUGAUGCAGUCAAAUCUGGAGAAGGCCAUCCAUGGAUCAGUGUCAUUCUCGGCGCCGUUCAUCUCAUGGCCCUCAUGGAAAUCUUUCGGCGCUUUCCAUUCUUAAUGAACUCAUUCUUCAAGAAGAUCGCAAUGUUUCUCAUGCCGAAAGGCUUGAAAGAAAAGAGCAGGAUACAUUUCCAAAAUUCGAUGAAAAAAGCAACCCAACGUAUGGAACGAGGAAACAACGAUCGCGAUGACUUCUUCUCGCAUCUACUCCGCGAGAAAGAGAAUGGACCAAAGAUCACCCCGGAGUUCAUUCUAGCCCAGUCUAAUACGCUUAUUGUGGCCGGUUCGGAAACUACCGCUACUUUGCUUAUAGGAGUGACUUACUAUCUUCUUAAUCGACCCGAAACACUACGACAUCUCCAAGAAGAAAUCCGCAAUGCGUUCACAUCUUCAAAGGAUAUCACGUGUGAUUCCACAUCAGCACUUCCAUACCUCACCGGCGUAAUUGAAGAAGGUCUCCGCAUCUAUCCACCCGUCCCCAUGGGACUUCCGCGCGACUGCCCAGGGGCUAUCAUAGACGGGGAGUACGUUCCUAAAGGCGCUAUAGUAUACGUAUCCGGAUAUGUCGCCACCCAUAACGAAGAAUAUUUCACCGACGCCAAUGAAUUUCAUCCCGAGAGAUGGCUCCCAGCCUCUCAUCCCCGCUACAAUUCCCGCUAUCAAAAUGAUAAUAAAGAUGCUAAUAAGCCCUUCUCAAUGGGUCCUAGAGCAUGUCUGGGGGUUAAUCUCGCGUACAUGGAGAUGCGAGUGGUGUUGGCGAAGUUGGCGUGGGAAUUUGAUUGGGAGUUAAAGAGUAAGGACUUGGUUUGGGAGAGGGAUUCCAAGUUGCUUGUGUUGUGGAAGAAACCGGAGUUGAGGGUUGGGUUUAGACCGGUGGAUAGAUGAGAUUUCGGUGGUUUAGUGCAUUGAGGGUUUGUUUGUGUGAAUAUUUAGAGGCGUUUUUAUUCUUCUCUUUUUGUUUUGUUUUUGUUCUUUUUCUUCUCCUUUUCUUCCCGUUCUUUUCUUGGGGUAGAAAGUUUCUAGUACGUGGUAAUACUGGGUAUUUACGGGGACGUGGGACAAGGCCAAUUACAUAUUUUCCU